Parasteatoda tepidariorum (common house spider) is the source of this 4398-nucleotide messenger RNA. RefSeq lists its product as uncharacterized. Gene Ontology annotation, biological process: mRNA modification. Gene Ontology annotation, molecular function: metal ion binding. NCBI's taxonomy places the organism in Eukaryota, Metazoa, Arthropoda, Arachnida, Araneae, Theridiidae. Gene Ontology annotation, cellular component: RNA N6-methyladenosine methyltransferase complex. The record is from RefSeq and is a predicted model, not a curated record.
UAGAAACGUUAAACAAGAAAUGACAACUAAAAUAAAACGUAAAGUUACUGUUGAAAAUAGCAAAGAGCUGGAUGAUCAGCCCAGAAGACCCAGUGUAUUUGAAAGAUUAGGCCCCGGGGCUGUAAAUAUUGCACCAAUGCCUGCUGAUCGUCGUAGCAGGCCAGAUCACGAAGACAGGUGUAGAAACUGGGAACGUACUGGAAGUUGUUCAUAUGGCAAUACUUGCAGAUACAAGCAUGAAGCCUUCCCACCUCCAAAUGCUUCUAGACGACCUAAUAAAACUGAAAAAGAAAUGGAUAGAAAAGAUCUCAGGCACAAGGUUCGUAAUAAAAGAGAUGAACCUAAGGAACCUAGAAUGGGUUCAGCUUCUCCAAAGAAAAAAGGUAGCAAGCGCAGCAAUAGUAGGAGUAGAAAAGGUGAACAUGAAAGUAAAAUAAAAUCUACAGUUGUUGUUACUAGACAUAGGUCCCCUGGUGCUGGAAAUACUGAAAUUGCUGAUGCUAAAAAAAAAGGUGAUGGCAACUGGGAAGAUGAUUCUGAUGAUUGGCCGAUGGAUGCUGCUCAAUUAGAUUAUAAAGAAGAGUUGACCCUGGAAAGAAAGAGGCAGCAACUUCAGAGAGAGUUGGAAUUAGAACUGCAAAAAGAACGCAUGCUAAAUGAAAAUGUUACAAUAACAAAAACCGUUUCUUUCAGUGGAAGUAGCAGUAGUAGUAGUAGCAGUGAUAGUGGUAGUAUUUCAAGCAGUUCUGGGUCUUCCAGUAGUAGCAGUGAAGAAGACAGCAAUGAGAGUACUUCUUCCUCUUCAUCUUCUUCUUCCAGUAGCCCAUCUCUCAAAAAGAAAAGCAAAAAGUCUGGUGCCAAAGCUCAACUUUCUAAGAAGUCUUCAAAAGGAAGAGUUAAGGAUGACUACGAUAAAAUCAAAAGCAGUAGGGCUGGGAAAGGUCAAAAGCAUCGAUCACCUUCUCCUCUGUUUGAAAAACCUGGUCGUAAAAAAGGUCACGACAAAAGAAAUGCGACGUCUGUGUCACCAAAAAGAAAGAAGGUUGAAGGAAAAAGUGAAAGUGGUGCCAGAUCUAAUUUGAAUGUGAAGCUCAAAGGACCAAGAACUCCUAGUCCUGUGCCAGUUUCUCGAAAGCAGAGGCAAUGGGAUCAAAGUUCUUCUGCUGACAGCCGAUCGGCCGAAGUUCAACAUGGUCGUAAUAAGAGGCACAAGAAAAAGAAGGAUGCUCCUAAAUCUGAUAAGCGGAAAGUUGAUCGUGGCAUCCCUACACCACCUCAUCUAAGCAGUCCAAAUCGCACGGCUCUCAUGCCAAUGGUACAGACUAAGAAAUCAAAGCCUAGAGAUGAAUCAGGCAGCAGAAGGAUGAGAUCACACACACCACCCAUGCUGGCACCUAGGUCUUCAGGAAACGGUUCUCAACCACCUGCCAAACAAUUCGGCACCAAUCGUUAUUUCACUGAAGAAAAAACCAUUGAAAGAAAUCGUCCUGAUGACCGAGGCAAACCUUAUUCCAGAAAAGAAGACAUUCUCCUCUCCCAGAAACAACGCAACGAUAGCCGUGAUCGAACUGAUAAAAGAGGCCGAAUCUCCCCCAGGAAGGAUAAUCGAAAAGGAUCCCUUUCCCCUGUUAAAAAUAGAUAUGAGGUCGAUGUCAAUCCCGUUGCAUCUCGUAAAUUGUAUCCUCACGAUAAGGAUAAAGGGGAUAGGCACAGACAGUCUCCUUCUCCUGUUAGAUCUGACAGAAGGAGACCUCCGGGUGAGUUAGAUAAGAAAAGAGACAUUCGAGAUCUGUCUCCAAGAGACCACGAUCCUCGCAGAGAUACCCGAUACCAAAGUAACGAAGCUCACGGAUACGAGAAGAGAGUCACUGAACCAAAAAUAAAGCGUGUUGUUUCGCCUGAUGUUUUGAAAAAGGGCAGAGAUGAUAGAGGACGUGAUUAUGCUCAGAAAGAUAGAGGGAUAGAUUAUGAAUUCAACUCUUGGCAAGGAGAUCAUAGGAAAAGCAAUACAGCUGGCGGAAGGCGGUCACCAGAACUGAGAGGUCGCCAAGAGCCUUUAUUGCCCCGAAACGAUCGUUCAAGAGAUGGUGAUCAAGACAGAAAAAAGAGGAAAGACCGUGAUGUCUCUAUGAGAUCGGUUGAUGAUGCAGAAAGAUCUAGAUUAUCAUCUCCUAGAAGGUCACAGUCACCCUUGCACGGUCACCAUGGUGUCCGAGACAUUGAAACCCUAGGAGAUUCUAGAAGCCGCAUUUAUGAUUCUGACAUCCCCCCUGGUGAGAGGGAUUAUGCCUAUGGCUAUGAUCCGCUUCAUGAGCAUUACAUUACCGACAGAAUUCUGCCAUCUGAUUAUGAAAGUGAUGUCCUACGUGGUCCACCCCUUUAUCCUUCUGAUGUUUAUUCUGAGAACCGAUACCGCAAGGAUCCAAUUGACAGAUAUGGUCCUAGGGAUGUUAUAUCCCCUAGAGAGAUAUUACCUCAUAGGGAAAUAAUAAGCCUUGGAGGACGUAGUGAAGAUUAUCUUGGUGAUGUUCCUUUAGACGAUCGCAGUUAUGAAGAGCGAUGGCCCAGGGGAAGAGGAAGGGAUGAUUGGGAUCCGUAUGCUUCUGUUCCUCCUGCAUCUUUACCUCCCCACGUUGCUGCAGCUCUUGAUGAAGAUCGUUAUGGCAUGCCUAGAAGACGAAGAGGCUCUCCUGCUGAGUGGCAACAGCGUAAUAGAAUGGAUGAUAGGGAAUCAGGAGGAAAUCUUGGUCACAGGCCUGGACGUGGUCAAAUGACUUCCAGAGAUGGUCGAUCUAGGUCCCCACCACCCCCAUCCAAAGGACAGGGAUCCAAUCGAACCUCUUGGAAUGAACGUGGAAACCGUAAUGAAAAUCGAAACAACGAUAACAGGCAGCAGGAUGAUGCUCAAAAGAAUUUAGAUGAGAGAAAGGGUAGAAAUGUGAGGAAAGACAGGGGUAAAAGGAAAGAAGAUGUCCCGGAAGACAAACCUCCUGCAAAGGAAAAAUCUGCUCCAAAAAGACCCCAUUCUCCUUCGCCUGCUGCUAAAGUGCCGACAAAGAAAAGAAAAAUGGAAGCUUUUGAUAUUCUAAAAUAUCAUGGAGUAGUUGAGAAUCCAGACAAAGCCAAAAAGAAAAAAGAAGCGAAACCUGAGAGCAAGCCAGCCGCAAAUCAAAAACCAGUUAAACAAGAUCAGACAUCAAUUGAUCCAACACCUGCUGUUGAAAAAGGAGAUAGUUUAUUGAAAGGCUCAAAUGAUGCAAAAUCGAAAAAGAGAGAAGAUAGGAAAUCGAGGAAAAAUGAUGAUGCAACUCGAGGAGACGAUGAAUUUAGUGAUUGGAGUGAUGACGAUUUAGACUUGUUUGUUGAUCAAGAUUCAAAUAAUGACAGCAAUAGUAAGCAAAAAAUAAAGGAAGAUUUGAACGAAGAUAGCAUUUCAAGUGGCAGGAAGAGAGAUAAGAGUUUUACACGAGACAGUUCUCAAGAUUCAAGGAAGGGUAAAGAAAGCGGUAGUCGUACCAGCAGCAAAGAUAGAUCUAAUGAGGAAGACAUUCAUUCUAAAGAUGCAAAACAAGUUGUGGAAUCUAAAGAUUUGGAUAAUCAAGAAUCAUUUAUACUCAAAGAAGAUACAGCUACAGACAUUGAUGAAUACAUUACUGCAGAGAGUGUAGAUUAUGAUCCUAUAAGUGAUGAUGAGUUAGAUGCUCUUAUAGAAGAACCAGAUGACACUUUAACACCAAAACCUGAUGAUGAAAAUGAAAAGUCAAAAAUUGUUGAUGCACUUGAUGUUGAUUGGUCUGUUUUGAUGAAAGCCUCCGCAGCUAAAACAGGAUUCAUUCCUGGCCUUUCUAGAAGUAGAUUUAAAGCUGCUCACGUACUCUCCAGAAUUGGCUUUUCCCAAACAUUUGCUGGAGCCGAGCUUACAAAGAAAAUAAAGGAUUUUUGUGACAAACAAUUACAUGAAGAAAAAGAACAUGAAGAAGGAUCUGAAAAAAUUCCUGUGGAAAAAAAAUUCAAAAUGGAACACAGAGUGGCUGCAUUUCAUGUUUCCAUGUCGCAAAACAAGAGAGAACGUAUCAAUCUGUUCAGCGAAGUUGGUCCUUAUAGACGUGCCUUAUGUGCUCGCAGAGAUUUGCAAAUUCGUAAAAUGCUGUGCAGGCCUCUCAACAAGUUUGCAAGUGUUCCAUCUGUAUCAUACACACCACAAUAUACUGUUGUAGAUAAAGAACUUUACAAACAAAGUCUUGAGUUUCUCAAAGUAAAGAAAAGUCCUGAACCUUCACCGCCAACAAUUGCUUGUUCAUGAAGAAGUAACAUAAUGUUUAUUAAUCAUACAUUAUACAUAUAUACGCUGUGUAAUUAGCAUACGCAUUCAAAUAAACUUUAACCAAAAUUUAAAAA